UAGUGCGCGGUGACGUUACCCCUGGACAGGAAGUGUCAGAGAGGAGCGCGGGAGCUGCGAAGUGAGCGCUCUGGUCUGUUUAGGAAGCGGCUCGAGCCAAGCGUUCCGCGGCCGGUUGCUCCUCGGGCUGCUUCUCGCGAGCGUCCUGCCGUCGCUGCCCGCCGAUUCGGAGGGCCUAGCAGCCUGCCCCGACCCGGGUUCCUGGUUUCAGAGAAGAUGGCAGAGGAAGCAGACCUCUUGGGACAGGACUCUGAUGGGGACAGUGAGGAGGUGGUCCUGACCCCUGCAGAGCUCAUCGAUCGGCUGGAGCAGGCUUGGAUGAAUGAAAAGUUUGCCCCUGAGCUGCUGGAAAACAAGUCUGAAAUCGUAGAAUGUGUCAUGGAGCAGCUGAAACACAUGGAAGAAAAUCUCAAGAGGGCCAAGAAGGGGGACCUGAAGGUCAGCAUCCAUCAGAUGGAGAUGGAGCGGAUCCGCUUCGUCCUGAGUAGCUACCUGCGCUGUCGGCUCAUGAAGAUAGAGAAGUUUUUCCCUCACAUCCUUGAAAAGGAGAAGACCCGCCGAGAGGAGGAGCCUUCCAUCCUUUCUCCGGAGGAGUUUGUCUUUGCCAAAGAGUUCCUGGCUAACACAGAGACCUAUCUGAAAGAAACAGCCUUAAAGCACAUGCCUCCCAAUCUACAGAAGGUGGACCUCUUGAGGACAGUUCCCAAACCAGACCUAGACGCAUACGUGUUUCUAAGAGUGAAAGAGCGGCAAGAAAACAUCCUGGUGGAACCAGAAACCGACGAGCAGAGAGUUCCCUUCCUUUUCCAGGGACUACGUGAUCGACCUGGAGGAGGGCUCACAGCACUUGAUUCGAUACAGAACUGUCGCACCCCUGGUCGCUUCUGGGGCCAUACAGCUGAUUUAAAACCGGAAAUAACUAACCGAGAAAUGAGGCCACGGGACCUUAGAAGACACAUUUUUGGAAACCCUGCAUGCCACCCCGUGCCGAGUACAGCAGCGAUCUUGGCGGUGCCGCGGGUCCCUGGGCCGUGGAGAUCUGCUCAGAGCAGCCCCCUUACUCGUCCUCAGCUCUGCCACUCCAGCCAGAAUCAGCAGAUGAUGCUUCAGCUGUGCUGAUCUUGCUGCCAGAGUCACUGAAACCCCCUUGGUGGUGAUGUUUGAACUGAGGAAAGUGAGGCCGGGGCAGUUCACAGAAAGCCAUCACUGUCUGUGAUGAGGGGACCCGUGGGCCCGACCCGACAGCGGCAGGAGUGUGCGCUCAGCCCUCCUGGCAGGAAGAGUGUAAAUAGCUCCAACCGCCUAUCCGCCCUUUGUGGAAGUCACUGACCCAUGUAAACUCACCUUCUGGAACCUCUCCUCUUGGACUUAGAGCUAACCUGUGUCACACUUAGCUGAGCCUCACAACCCAACCAAUAAACUAUUAUUAGAUCUGGGUUUUGUGGCAGAAGGAGCUGUGGGCAGUUCCCAGCGUGUGGUCUGAUGAGGUGCAUCCGAACCGCAGCCUCAGCAGGCCAGCCUGCGGGCCAUCUGCUGGCCUGGACCUGGUCAGAGCAGCAGCAGCGCUCCUGUGACCAGCGUUCACUUUCUCCAGGGAAAUGGACGGAAUGAAACUCAGCAAAUGGGCAGUGUCACCCAGGGAGGGAUGUACAGACAGCUGAUGAAUUGUCUUCCCUUGAAACGUGAUGCAGAGGAACUGGGUUCCAGCCUUUCUUGCUCCCCAGGAAGGCAGGUUUCCAUCUACACGAUGUAGCCUCGUAGAGUAACCAGUGCGAUGUUGCUGCCAUUUCCAAGAGAAGACAUUCAGUGAAAGCAGGGGGGAGUGUUUUUUAUUCGUUAGUAAAAGCAUUUUAUAUCUCA
This is a messenger RNA of Bubalus bubalis (water buffalo), 1860 nucleotides long. RefSeq names its product GINS complex subunit 4 (gene GINS4). Bases 217 to 1119 code for a protein of 300 amino acids. The transcript is spliced from 8 exons. The record is from RefSeq and is a predicted model, not a curated record. NCBI's taxonomy places the organism in Eukaryota, Metazoa, Chordata, Mammalia, Artiodactyla, Bovidae. Gene Ontology annotation, cellular component: GINS complex. Gene Ontology annotation, biological process: DNA-templated DNA replication; double-strand break repair via break-induced replication.